Colletotrichum higginsianum IMI 349063 is the source of this 1833-nucleotide messenger RNA. RefSeq names its product Alpha amylase. The transcript has a single exon. Lineage: Eukaryota; Fungi; Ascomycota; Sordariomycetes; Glomerellales; Glomerellaceae. The coding region runs from base 1 to 1833 and encodes 610 amino acids. Gene Ontology annotation, molecular function: alpha-amylase activity. Gene Ontology annotation, biological process: oligosaccharide catabolic process. The record is from RefSeq and is a predicted model, not a curated record.
AUGGGAUCCCUCGUCUGGGACGACGAGAACCGCUGGGUGGGCAAGCAGCCCUGGUGGAAGGACGCCACCUUCUACCAAGUCUACCCGGCCAGCUUCAAGGACUCGGACGGCGACGGCUGGGGCGAUCUGCCCGGCCUCAUAUCCGAGGUCGACUACCUCCACGAGCUCGGCGUCGACGUCGUCUGGGUCUCCCCCAUCUUCGAGAGCCCCCAGGCCGACAUGGGCUACGACGUCUCCGACUACCAAAAGAUCUACGCCCCCUACGGCACCGUCGAGGACGUCGACACCUUGCUCGACGAGUGCCACCGCCGCGGCAUGAAGGUCAUCCUCGACCUCGUUGUCAACCACACCUCCGUCGAGCACCACUGGUUCAAAGAGUCCCGCUCGUCCAGGGACAACCCUAAGCGCGACUGGUACAUCUGGAAGCCCGCGCGCUAUGACGAGAACGGCGUGCGCCACCCGCCGACGAACUGGCGCGGAUACUUUGCCGGCCCGACGUGGACCUGGGACGAGCACUCGCAAGAAUACUACUUGCACCUGUACGCGCCCGACCAGCCCGACUUGAACUGGGAGAACGACGCCUGCCGCGAGGCGAUUUACGAGGACACGAUGCGCUUCUGGCUGGAGCGCGGCGUCGACGGGUUCCGCAUCGACACGGUCAACAAAUACUCCAAGCGGACCGACUACGUCGACGCGCCCAUCACCGACCCGACGUCGCCGCACCAGCCGGCGCCCGAGAUGUGGUGCAACGGCCCGCGCAUUCACGAGUUCAUCCGCGAGAUGAACCGCAAGGCCCUGGCCCCUUACAACGCCGUCUCCGUCGGCGAGCUGUCCCUGACGCCGCACCCGUCGCAGGUGGUCCCCUACGUCUCGGCCGCCGCCAAGGAGCUGGACAUGGUGUUCGAGUUCUCCGUCAUCCGCCUCGGCAACGGCAACGGCUUCGGCGCCAAGUACAUCUACCAGCCCUUCCCGCUGUCGACCCUCAAGAGGUACACCGAGACGUGGCAGUCCUUCAUCGAGGGCACCGACGCCUGGGCCACGGCCUUUUGCGAGAACCACGACAACGGCCGCGCCGUGUCGCGCUUCGGCGACGACUCGACGCCCGACCUGUGGCGCGCCUCGGCCAAGACCAUCGCGCUGUGGCAGGCCACCAUGUCCGGCACGCUCUUCCUGUACCAGGGCCAGGAGAUCGGCAUGACCAACAUGCCCGCCGCCUGGGGCAUCGAGGAGUACAAGGACAUCGAGAGCGGCAACUUCUACGCCGAGGCCCUCGAGUCUGGCGACCGCGAGCGCAUCGACAAGACGAUGCACGGCCUGCGCAUCCUGGCGAGGGACCACUCGCGGAUCCCGUUCCAGUGGGACGACGGCCCCAACGCCGGCUUCACGACGGCCGGCGCGAGGCCGUGGAUGCGCGUGCACGACGACUACAGGAGCAUCAACGCCGCCCAGCAGCGCGGCGACCCGGAUUCGAUCCUGGCCUUCUACAAGACGGCGCUGGCGCUGAGGAAACGGCACCGCGACCUCUUCGUCCACGGCUCGCACCGGCUGAUUGACCCGGACAAUGAGCGGACGUGGACCAUCCUCAAGGAGAGCCCGGCGCCGGUGAGCGCGAAGCCGGCGGUGGCGGCGGCGGCGGUCCGGAGGAGGGCGCUUGUCGUGAUGAACUUCUCCAAAGGCGAGGAGACCGCGGGUGAUGUGCCGGCGCUACUCGGUUGCGACGCGGGUGACGUGAGGCUGUUGGUGGGCACAAGAGAGGGCGGGGAGCUGGUCAAGGGGGUGGCUCCCGUGCUGAGAGGGUGGGAAGCGAGGGUGUAUACAAACUUUGAGAUCUAG